GCUACAUUCAAGGCGCGCUAAAGUCAAUUCAGGCGUAGGGAUUAGGGAAUAUUUUUAUCCAAGGCUAUAGAACUAACUUAUACGGCCUUGAUAGAACUUCUAAUAGAUUUUUAUAUCAACCUCAAUAUCAAUAUCGAGUAAUAACAAGACGUUUGAGUUAUUGACAAGAUUCUUACGGAUAUAGGUGUUGGCAGGUCAAGACUUGUGGCACAAUGGAGCUGCUGGUUGAGCCGAGCCGCUCGUUCAAGCGGCGCCAGCGGAGGAAGAAGCAGCAGGAGCGGCGCCGGCAGGCGGACGGCAGCGCACCGGCCGGCUCCUCUGACGAGCACGAGCCGCGCACCGCCGGAGGAGGAGAGCCGGGUGAGGGCAGCGCGCCGGCCUCCCGCAGGUCCGGCCAGGGCGGACACCCUCGGACCGACGGCGGCCAGUGCGGAGUCGGACCGGAACACGCCGCGCGUGAGGCCGACAGACCCGCACCGGUAGCCAGCAGCGGCGAGACAGAGGGACGAACCAAGUCGGCCAAACGGAGGAAACGCAGGUCCACUGGUCCGUCCAGUGCAGCUGCCAACGACCAGCAGGCUGAACCGGCGGCCACCGCCCCUAGUGAACGAACCGAACCGGUACCCUCUACCCCCACUGAACGAACCGAACCGGUACCCUCUACCCCCACUGAACGAACCGAACCGGCCCCCGCCGCCUCUACUAGACGGACCGAACCGGCGCCGUCUACUUCCUCUAAACGGACCGAACCAGUGCACUCUGCCUCCACUGAGCAGACCGAACCGGAUCCCUCCGCUUCGGACCAACGGACCAAGUCGUCCCCCACUCAACGGACCGAGCCGGUGCACUCUGCCCCCACUGAACGGACCGCACCCGCACCCUCCGUUCCGAGUCAGUGUAGCGCUCCGGCACCAGAGUCCGGCGCUGAGCCGUUGCCGGAGCGGCGCCGGGAGACCAGUCCGGUGGUGAGCUCCUCAGAGGAGGUGCUGCGCUCAGUGCGCGCGCUGCAGACGGUGCUGGGGGAGCUGCGCACCCGACUGCUGGCCGAGCCGCCUCCCGCUGCGCCCUCCGAGGCCCAGAGCGCGGCCCGGAGCACCGCUCCCCCUCCACAGGCGACCAUGGCUCCUCCGGCAGACGCCGCCGAGGCGCCGCAGAAGACCAAGGAGCAGAUCAAGGCGGAACGCAAGGCCAAGGCCGAGGCGGCCAAACUCGCCAAGGCGGCGAAAGCUCAGAAGAAGCAGGCGGCAGCGGCGGCUGGAGAUGGCGACGGUGGCGACGGGCCGCCCUCCAAACCCGCCCAGUCCGGUGGCGGAGCGCCGGCAGAGACCACGGCAAAGUCCAAAAAGAUGGCGACGCCCAGCGGCGAGCCGGCAGCUGCGAAACCGUCUGAGAAGACGCCGACACUGGUCGGACAACCAGAGCCGGAGAAACCGGCUGGGGAGAAACCCGCCGGGGAGAAGUCCAAGGCCGAACUGAAGGCGGAGCGGCGCGCUAAGCAGGAGGCACAGCGGGCAGCCAAGGCUGCCGCCGCGGCUUCGGCCGCCGCGACUAAGACGCCCAAGGCGGGGGCGAAGGCUGCCAAAACGCCAGGACCGGAGCGUGUUACGCCGGGGGACGCGGACCAGCCGCACAAAGAGUCGUCGAAGGGUGACCGUCGCAGCGCCAAAAAGGCCGCCGCGGAGAAGCCGCCCGCCAGGAAGGGCCUGCAGAUGUUCUCGCACCUUCUGCAGUUUGAUGCCAGCAGUGCAGACACCGCCACCGGCAAACACGGUGUGCCGCCGGCGCUGGAGCCGCUGCUGCUGCGCCUCUCCGCCGGCCAGCUGACGGGCGGCAAUGCCGGCGCCGUGGCGCUGCUGACCGCGCUCGCCGACCUCGUGGACCAGUACGUGACGCCGCCGCAGCGCGAGCUGCUGCGCGACCUGCCCGACCAGGUGGCGGCCGCGGUGGCGCAGCUGGCGCGCCGGCGGCCACUCUCUGUGGCCAUGGAGAACGUGGCCCACCGGCUGGAGCAGGCCAUCCGGCACGAGGACGUGCCCGCCGACAAGGGCGACUAUGAGGCGAAGCGGUAUAUUAUUGAUUGGAUCGAGACUUUCAUAAAUGACCACAUCUGCAAGGCGAUGACGGCCAUCUCCAUGUUCGCCGGCCAGAAGAUCACUGAUGGUGAUGUGAUCCUGACGUACGGCAGGUCCACAACUGUGCUGGACGUGCUGGAUGCGGCGCAGCGGAAGGGCUGCCGGUUCCGGGUGAUCGUGGUGGACUCUCGGCCGCGGCUGGACGGGCGCGACAUGCUGCGACAGCUGCUCGACGCGAACGUACCGUGCUCGUACGGUCUGCUCACGGCCAUCGGACACCAUAUGAAGGAGGCCACCAAGGUGCUGCUGGGCGCCCAGGCUCUGCUCUCCAACGGCAUGGUGCUGUCGCACGCCGGCACGGCGCUCGUCAGUCUGACCGGCCGCGCCCUGAACCGUCCCGUGCUCGUCUGCUGCGAGACGUACAAGUUCUCGGACCGCGUGCAGACCGACUCCCAGGUCUACAACGAAUUAGGUGACCCGAACGAGCUGGUGACGCCCGACUCGCCGCUGGCCGACCUGCGCCAGUCGGAGUCGCUCAGCCUGCUGAACCUGGCCUACGACGUCACGCCGCCGGAGCUGGUGGACGUGGUGGUGACGGAGCUGGGAGCCAUCCCCUGCACAUCCGUACCGGCAGUGCUGCGGCUGCAGCAGAGCGUGGUGUACUGAAUACCGGCUGCAGACCGGUAUGUACUGAAUAUCCGCCCGGGCGGAGUAUACUGAAUACCGGCGUGUACCGGUUCGAACGGUGUGUACUGAAUACCGGUCUCAAUGGGGUGCGGCCAGUGUCCGCCUCUGGGAUGGUGUGCAAUCUGCAUAACUGCGAAAAAAAUGCCGCCGUCCCGGAGCCCUAGUUGGCAAACACCCAACACCACCACCCAACCCCAACUACGCAGUGCGUAUGUACGAACGAUGCGCCUGGGUGCUGACUGGUAGUCAGGCAUUGGAUUAGCUGAGCUGCGGUGACUGGCGGGCUAAUAUGGGUGUCACUGUGAGGAAGGGGUGGGUUCUGUAGGGGGUGGUCGUGUGCCCGUGCGGCGUGCUUUCUAUCCUAGUGAUGUCAGGGUGAAGGUUCUGACGGCCCCGCGUUUGGCCGUGCCACGCCGACUGUUCUGAUACCAAGUGGUGCGUUGUUACGAUUUAUUUGUCUACGGUUCCUUGGCUAUAUGAAUAUAAAAAGUUUAAUGUU
Molecule: messenger RNA, 3258 nt
Organism: Amphibalanus amphitrite
Lineage: Eukaryota; Metazoa; Arthropoda; Thecostraca; Balanomorpha; Balanidae
Product: translation initiation factor eIF-2B subunit delta-like
Exons: 11
Coding region: 213-2738 (841 amino acids)
Source: RefSeq, a predicted model, not a curated record